CAAAGUUGCGUAAUAUAAGAAGCGCGCAAAGCAGAUUUUGUGUGUGUAACGGCGUUUUUAUUGUCCGAGGAGAGACAAAUAGAAAGAGAGAACAAAACCAAAAAACAGCUGCUUUUAGUGAGAGAAAACAGACAUAAAGUGAGGACAGAGCUAGAGUUUGUGGGGUGUUUUUUCAAGCUAUUAAGAAGAAGAAGAAGGUGGUUUUGUGACGGUUUGAAAGUUUUUUUUUGCUUUACAGGUUCUUGGAUCUCUCAAGUGUGAAAUAAGUGGAAGCUGGGGACAUUUCGCUGGUUUUUUAACGGAUCUUUUAAGGGAAGUAAUUGUUGCAAUUACCGAGGGAUUUAAUUGUUGUGAUUAAGUGUAGAUAAUGAGAGUUAAUUAAGGUUUGUAAAGGAAGUUAUUUUGAGGGUUUGAAUUUAUUUUUUGGAGGGUUUUUUUCUGUUGACUUUGGCUGCUGCUUGGUGGGUUUUAAAAAAUGAUGGCUAUGAAUAGAGGAGGAGGAGGAGGAGGGUCGUUUUCACAGGCGAAUAGCGAAGGUUGUGGAGAGGAUGAUCUGUAUACGGAAUUAUGGAAGGCAUGUGCAGGUCCACUUGUGGAUGUUCCCAAGCGUGGAGAAAGAGUGUUCUAUUUUCCUCAGGGUCAUAUGGAACAGUUAGAGGCAUCGACAAAUCAAGAAUUGAACCAGAGGGUUCCUUUGUUUAAUCUGCCUUCGAAGAUUCUCUGUCGUGUUAUUAAUACUCAGCUGUUGGCGGAACAAGAAACAGAUGAUGUUUAUGCGCAGAUUACUUUACUGCCUGAAUCUGAUCAAAUUGAAACUACAAGUCCUGAUCCAUGUCCAUCUGAGCCUCCAAGACCUACAGUUCACUCUUUCUGCAAGGUUUUAACUGCCUCUGAUACGAGCACCCAUGGUGGAUUUUCUGUUCUUCGUAAACAUGCCUCUGAAUGCCUUCCUCCACUGGAUAUGAUCCAGCAAACCCCAACUCAGGAACUGGUUGCCAAGGAUCUACAUGGUUAUGAAUGGCGAUUUAAGCAUAUUUUCAGAGGUCAACCAAGGAGGCACUUACUCACCACAGGUUGGAGUACAUUUGUCACUUCCAAGAGAUUAGUUGCUGGGGAUUCGUUUGUCUUCCUCAGAGGAGAGAAUGGUGAAUUGCGUGUUGGAGUGAGGCGUGUUGCUCGCCAACAGAGCAGCAUGCCGUCAUCUGUGAUUUCCAGUCAGAGCAUGCACCUUGGAGUUCUUGCAACAGCAUCCCAUGCCAUUUCAACCUUAACUCUCUUUGUGGUUUAUUAUAAGCCAAGGACAAGCCAGUUCAUCAUUAGCUUGAACAAAUAUUUAGAGGCUGUUAACAAUAAGUUUGCAGUUGGCAUGAGAUUCAAGAUGAGGUUUGAAGGCGAGGAUUCUCCUGAGAGAAGGUUUUCGGGCACAAUUGUUGGGGUUGAAGAUUUUUCUCCUUAUUGGAAUGAUUCUAAAUGGCGGUCAUUGAAAGUUCAAUGGGAUGAACCUGCUUCUAUUUCAAGACCUGAUAGGGUUUCACCAUGGGAGAUAGAACCCUGUGUGGCUCAAGUACCAGCCAACCUGCCUCAACCAGUUCAACCAAAAAAUAAAAGGCCCCGGCCUCCGAUUGAAAUUCCUGCUUUUGAUUUAUCUUCAACUGCAUCAACCCCUUGGAAUUCUGGAUUGGCACAAUCCUGUGAUUUAACUCAACCGAGUGUUACUGGUGAAGGCAAAAGAAAUGAAAAUCAUGUGAUGUGGCAUCAAAAGCAGACUGAUAUUAAUGGCCAUAGCAACUCAAUGACAAGGACUCAGGGUGAAGGGGGCUGGCUAUCUUCUCCUCAUGUGAAUGUUUCUCAGCAUCUGUUUCAGGAAGCCAUGGAGGAUAGCAAAAGUGUCUCCCCUUGGCCUGUAUUUGUAGGCUAUUCCACUCCCCUUUCAUCCAAGUCAAAAAAUGACCCUAUCCUUGACCCGUCUGAGGAGGGGAGGAAAUAUAAGGUGCCUACUAGUUAUCGAUUAUUUGGCUUUGAUCUUGUAAAUCAGUCUACAAACUCAUCUCCUAUUGAAAAAGUGUCUGCACAACCAAUCAGUGUAUCCAGUGCCGCCACUGAUGGACGUGUCCUAGCUGCCCUGCCUGCAGUUGAUUCAGACCGAAAACAUGAAGUAUCCAAGGAAAAGAAACCAGAACAGUUACAUAUAUCAUCAAAAGAAAUUCAGAGCAAGCAAAGUUCUACUUCCACUAGAAGUCGCACAAAGGUUCAACUGCAGGGGAUUGCUGUUGGUCGGGCCGUGGACUUGACCUUGAUUAAGGGAUAUGGUCAGCUUAUAGAUGAGCUGGAGCAGUUAUUUGACAUUAAGGGACAGCUGCACCCCCGGGAUAAGUGGGAAAUUGUUUAUACUGAUGAUGAAGGAGAUAUGAUGCUUGUCGGUGAUGAUCCAUGGCCUGAGUUCUGUAACAUGGUGAGAAGAAUCUUUAUUUGCUCAAGUCAGGAUGUGAAAAAAAUGAGUCCAGGAAGCAAGCUUCCCAUGUUACCCCUAGAAGGUGAAGGAACUGUAUUAAGCUCGGACUCAGCAGAAAACUGAACCAUUCGACUUCCCUUCCUUCAUUUUCUUUUUCCCUUUUACCUUUGUUGCUAUUGUUGUUGUUUGUUUGUUUGCGGUUAUAGUACUCUGUUUUAGUUUUUGGGCACUGGAGGAUGCUUUAAGUUGGAGACAAAGGAGGCACUGGCUAAUUAAUAGCUCGGUUUUUUAGAGCUAACUACCUAAGGAGACACAAAAAUAGACGUUGACUGGGUUCCAAUUAGUGAUGGAAGUUAAAACCAUAGGGCUAGAGUUUGUACAUUUUUUGGUAUUUUCAUGUAGGGCUGGGGAUUGGGGUACAUGUCUUGUAAAUAUUUUGCGCAUGGAAAUGUAAUAUUCGUCUUUACAGCGUGGAAAUU
Messenger RNA from Populus euphratica (Euphrates poplar), 2931 nucleotides. Its product is annotated as auxin response factor 9-like. Gene Ontology annotation, cellular component: nucleus. NCBI's taxonomy places the organism in Eukaryota, Viridiplantae, Streptophyta, Magnoliopsida, Malpighiales, Salicaceae. Gene Ontology annotation, biological process: response to hormone; regulation of DNA-templated transcription. Gene Ontology annotation, molecular function: DNA binding. The record is from RefSeq and is a predicted model, not a curated record. The transcript has 14 exons. Bases 476 to 2575 code for a protein of 699 amino acids.